Molecule: messenger RNA, 1338 nt
Organism: Sporothrix schenckii 1099-18
Lineage: Eukaryota; Fungi; Ascomycota; Sordariomycetes; Ophiostomatales; Ophiostomataceae
Exons: 5
Coding region: 1-1338 (445 amino acids)
Biological process (GO): regulation of DNA-templated transcription; DNA-templated transcription
Cellular component (GO): nucleus
Molecular function (GO): DNA-binding transcription factor activity, RNA polymerase II-specific; DNA binding; zinc ion binding
Source: RefSeq, a predicted model, not a curated record
AUGUUCCACGAGCAUGGCUACCGGCAGCGAGGCGUCGAGUCCAAACAGCCAGUAACAGAUCUCCGCUUCGCUUCAGAGAAUCCGGAGCUUUAUAUAGCAAUCCUCCAAGGGUUGCCAGAGAACCGCUACAGCAAAGCGCCACUCAAAUCACCUAUUGACUUCCCUCUCAUCAAUUUUUAUCCACCCUGUCUCACGCUCCUCACCAUCGCCCACACUCACGUAACUGGGCCGCGUCACAUAUCGCAUUCACCGAACGAUCUGACGGGCUCCUGCCUCUACAUUGCACGUCCGGAUGCGCCGCCCGUCCGAUAUAUUGUCCACAUGACCUCGGGCAUGUCAGUCUCAGUUGUCGAACACCCACCGGUGUCGCCAUUCUCGUCUCACAGCGCACGGCCUGUCGUCAUGUCUCGACCACAGGUGGGCAUCGAGCGACUCCCGGCUCGUCGUCUCACGAACGAACCGCGGGAGUCCAUGAACUGCAAGUCUUGUCGAAAGCGCAAGAUAAAAUGUAACAGAUUGCGGCCUGCUUGCGAAGCUUGCCAGGUGUUUCAAUGCGCUUGCAUCUACGAUGCUGUCCCAAAGAAGCGGGGACCGAAAACAGAUAUUCUUGAGGCUUUAUUGAAGCGCGUUGAUGGACUUGAGCAAAAGCUCAAGGAAAAAGGAGGCGAUGAAGCAGGAGCCGAGGGCAGUGAAGCCGGCGGCGCCGGAUCUGGAAGUGGCAGCGGCAUUUCACCGAGCUCGGAUGAGUCGCCAGGGGCAGCGGCGACAACAACAACAGCUGCUGGAGAUUCCUCAACAGCCUCAAGCUCAAAGGCUGCUGUUGCGGAUAUUCCGACGACAGAGAAGCCAAGGAAACAGUCGACGACAAAUGGCCCCGAAAUGUCUGCACCGGCAGUCCCAAUGAAACCCGAUACAGAGCUCAGCUCUUUCCAACAGCAACAGCACAAGACACCUCCAGUGCAAGUCGAUACUCUACUUCACACAUACUUUACUCGCUCACAUGCAAAGCCUUUCCACAUUCUCGAUGAAUCGUCAUUUCGCCAACGAUUGCAGCUGGGUCAGAUUCCAUCCCAUCUGCUGGGGUCUGUCUGUGCCUUGGCAUCACGGGAACCAGAGCUUAACAGUAACCACAGAUAUACACCCCAUCCAAACGGCUACCAAGCAGCAGUCCGUCUUGGCGAAGACUACGCCUUACGCGCCCGCGCGGAAAUUGACGUUGAUGAACCAUCAAUAGACUGCCUCCAAACCUUGUUGCUUCUUGCCCUCGCCUUCGUUGCCUCCGGCAAGGGAAAGAAAGCUUACAUGUUAUUAUGUACGGCCUUCUCUCUGCUGCUGUAA